Messenger RNA from Hypoxylon fragiforme, 5565 nucleotides. RefSeq lists its product as uncharacterized. NCBI's taxonomy places the organism in Eukaryota, Fungi, Ascomycota, Sordariomycetes, Xylariales, Hypoxylaceae. The record is from RefSeq and is a predicted model, not a curated record. The coding region runs from base 192 to 5510 and encodes 1772 amino acids. The transcript has 2 exons.
AGUCGGGUUAUAAUUCUGAAAUAGUAGGUUGAAAAUUGAAGUCAGAGAGUCAGAGACCCAAGACUAGAAAGAAAUAGGCAUCGACUGAGGCUCAAAUCAGCCUGAUUCUUCUGGAUUUCGUUUACUUUACAGUAGCAUCUUUCUGAUAUAACCUCCUUCGCCUAGCUCAUUUGCUCAAGACAUCUAUCAUCAUGUCUGCUAAUAAAUCCAACCUUUCGGGUGGAGACUAUAAGUACGAUCUUGUUGUCUCUACGACCCAAGCAAGCAUCAAUUCGGGCUUAUGGCAACAUUUGAGCACCGUUGACGAACCAUGGACGGAAAUGUAUUUCCUAGGCACCAGCGGGCGCUCCGUCUCAAGCGAAAUAUCGCUCAGCGAGCUUCAAAAGAUUGUUGGUGAUAUAAACCCGUGGGAUAUUCCAUCAGGCACAAAUCGUGACAGCGAUAGCCGUAUUUCCAAGCUCACAACUGCCAACUUUUGGGGGGCCAUCAGGAUGAAGCUAGGACGACCCGGUAGAGAUAUCGCAGGCCUACCUCCAAUUGUGAACUUUGAUUCCAGCUCGGUCGUAACCUUCAAUAUGUUCAGCUCGGAGUUCGAAUUGUUGCGGAACACCCCAGGUGCAUGGAUAGUAACAACGCAGCCACCGGAGAACCCAUGGUACAUCACCGCGCGGGUCGACAUCGUUGCAGAGAAUCUUGAUAGAAGCCUCGAUACGGCCUACUUCAAUCAUAACCCCGAUGUUAGAGAACACCUCACGAACUCAGUAAAUAGACUCAGCAAUACACUAGGCGGUAUGGGAAUGUCCUUUAGUCUCCAGCAAUUACUUUUCGACCUCGACAAUGCCGCGACGAGGGGCAUGCUCAAUUGGGCUGGUAUAAGUAAAUUGGACACACUUAUGACCAUGGAUCAUAUCCUGGCGCUUUGGAAACAAGCUGCUGCGAAACGUGGACAGCCGAUUUUGGCCGUGCUGGCCGUGCCUCAUGGUGGAAGUCUAGAUGCAUCCCAACUGGUAUUGACCAACGUGCAGCGUCAUGUUAGUCCGCUCAGGGGUACAGACGGCAAGCUGAUAACGAACCCGACCCCGGAACAGAUUGGAUGUACUACUCUUGAUUAUAUUUGUGCCAUCAAUGGAAACUCUCCCAAGCCUGCUACGACUUUUGGAUGGAACUGGAUGGAGCCAGAUGAUGCCAAACAAACAAGCGGCGUCAUGUCUAUCAACCGCAAUGUAUUAGGCAAUUUCUUCAUGAAUCAGAUUCUACGGUAUUGCAAGUAUGCGUGCCUUAUCGGACACUGUUCCGUUACUGCCCACGCGCUCGGCGAGGUAGAUUAUGCGUGGCCUAUAACAACAGGAGGUAUACCUCAAAAGGCUAUCAUCAACCCUACAGGGCCUGAUGUCAUACAUAUCGAGUAUACUCAAAACUCUAGCGCCAGCGACAGAUCUUGGGGGACUGAUGGCGAGCUGAACAUGGACGCAAGCUAUUUUUGCGACGUCAGUUUCAUCAACGACAGGAUAGUCAUCCGCCAACGCCAACUCAUCCACAUGUAUAUUGAAUGGGACUCCACCAGCGAGAUGCUCAAUGUUCUUGACAAGUCGUUGACUGAUACCUAUGUUCUCACCAUUGAUCAGAACAGCGGAGUGCAUUUGACCUGGCAAAAGGAACUCCAGGUCAAAGAAGACCAUUCCGAACCCGACAAGCUCAGUAAAUUUGCAAAUUACUUCGUCCACCUUGACGAUGUUGUGAACCAAAUCAGAGACUACGUCUUUUCACUUAGCAACUAUAGCUUCGAAGCGAUCCCCCUUGGCCAACAGGAACAAUUCAUUUUCCCAGAAGGUAGAGUGUUCACCUUUACCUCCCCUAGGUUUUCUGAACACCAAGACUUGGUAUGCGGGGUCACGUACGUUGCCACAGACAGUGCCGAACCGCAGGCCAUGGCGAUGGUGCACCCAGCCAUCGCGGCUGCAAACCAUGACAGCCAGAAAAACCACGACAGUCAGAAACUGCUUCAAGUCAUCAACGGCUCGGACACACCGCCCCUUACACUGACCUCUUCUUCGGAGCUGAUGCAGAAUUAUCUUCAAGGUGAGAUCGUGUCGCCAACUAGCAAGUUUGAAGCUUUGCAAACUGUCGACGGUCACGCCCUGCUUUUUAUGACAUCCACGUCCGGUACUUUCAACGUCGCCGCGGAGAAGAGUGGCAUCAACGCGACAGGCUGGGAGCUCCACGACCUAUCAUCAGUUAUUCUUCAAAAAGAUUUCCCCCGCCAAGCGGAUGCCGUGGUUCGUACAAUUGACGUCGGCCAAAACGCCCUCAGCAACACCAUUGGCCUAGCUGCGGCCAUCUCGUCAGGUGGUACCGAACACCUAUAUUUGUCUCUCUUUAAUUCCACAGUCGACGCCUCGUGGGUGUCGAAGCCGAAUUGGCAGUCUUGCCCCUUUGAUGCUGCCUCUGAAGGAUCUGGUCCGAUACACAUUGCCACCAUUCUCUUCGCCGAGACGGGGGAUAAAGAACAAUACUUGAUUGUUGACAUUGACCGCUCGGGAUCUGGCUCAGUCAAGAACAUCACGCGCUACUACAUCGAUCCCACCAAGUCCACUGGUCAUUACUGGGUCAAGCACGACGUCCCCAUUGUCAUCGAACAUGGUAGUUAUCAAAGCUGUGUCGGCAGGAGAAAGCGUACUUACGUUGACGGGAUAUAUACCGCGGGUUCAGUCGCGGGAGCUGCUCAAUUUGUCUAUGUACCCGUCGUCAACGAGUAUGGAAGUGGCCCCCCUUUGCCAACUCGCCUUUACUUGCCAGGGGGGGCUAAGCCUACGGCCAUUGCUACCUCCCGCAACGCUGGCUCGGCAUCCGCUCUUUUGGGCACGACUGAUCUAUUUGCUAUCAGCAGCUCAACCCUAUAUCGCUUUGCUGCAGAUAGCCAAGGGGAUGGCGCUACCGGAAAGCCAUUGGUGACGAACCCUUUCCUCGGAGGAACUGAGACACUCACUGCUAUGGAUCAUAACGGCGUAACGACGCUAUGGGGCAAGAACAAAAGCAACGAGGUCUACUACCUAUCAUGCCCGGACACUCAGCUUGCCAACCUUGGCUCCUGGAGCACUCCCGUCCCUGUUCUCACAGGAAUCGAGCGAAUAUCAGCGUUUCUUAAUAAAUCAGACGGCGGCAACACAAUCUUUGCUUCCGGGGGCGGGAAGCUACACAGGCUUAUCCAGUCAACCGACACAGCCGCAAAGAUAUGGCGUGCGCAGGAGAUACGACUUCCAGCACCCGCCGACACACCCUCCGUGCGGUACAAGUCCUACACCACCACGAUCCAGGUGACCGACACCAGCAAAUCCCAGCCGGCCGCCGGGGCCGAGCUGACCAUCGCCACCGCCACGCGUACGCCAGUAUUCAUCAACGGACUCUACUACCUGAUCGGGCCGUCGCCAGUAAAAGUAAAAGCCGACACAAUGGGCACCGUGACCGUCAUCGAAGCCACCGACGACAUCAACUCAGCCCAACUCAACGUGUCCACCAGCGACGGGACGAGCCGUCUCCAGAUAAGCCCAAUGGACAAGUCCUUCGCGAAGCUGGCCGAGCUCAACUCGGAGUCCUCGCUCCGCAGCGCAAGCUUCCCGUCCGAGACGAAGGCAGGCGGCACCCGGGGGGCGACAAGCCACACCUCGCUGGUAUCUCCCUCGACUGCUCAGGGCGACGUCCAGGCUGUCGCCAGCAACGUGGGUAAACUCGGCUCCAUCUAUUCGAGUGUCGGCCAGGGGUCAUCGUUGGCCACCGCAGACGCAGCCUCUCGGCGUGUCGUCCCGAAGGCCUUUUUCGCCGCCUCGCCGUCAAGCCUAGGCGACGAUCUAGCCAUCGCGGCCGGCGACCUCUACCGCUGGCUCCGAUCCGGAGCGGACGCCGUGGUCGACAUCCUCAAGGACGAGAUCAGCGAUACCUGGCACAUCUUCGCCACGAUCGCGGGCAAGGUGUACCGCGCCGUGCUGGACACCGCCGAUGCCGUGGUCGGCGCGAUCGAGUGGGUGUUCAACGCCGUCAAGACGGGGAUCGAAGACAUCAUCCGCUACGUCGAGUUUCUCUUCGACUGGGACGAUAUCAGCCGAUCCAAGGACGUGAUGCACAACGUGGCGAAGCUGUAUCUCGAGGACCAAGCGCAGGGGCUCCAGCGGGCCAGGGAAGCGUUCGACCAGCAGAUGCAAGCGUUCGGGAAGACGGUUGACGAGUGGACUGGCGUCAAGGAUUGGUCGUCCCUCGGCGACGCCGCAACGAAGCCCGUGGUUAGCGGCGCUGCGAACCCGGGAGAUGGACAGACUGCGGGCUCGCAGCUUCUCUUGGGUCAUUUUCGAGACAAUGUUCACAAUCUCAAAGUAACCAGUGACGUCCCGCCAGUCCGCGUCACCCAAAGCUUAGUCGACGAGCUACUAGAGGCGCUCGACGCAGAAGGCGAGGUCCUGGGCGACGCGUACGAGCAACUGAAAAAACUGGCGACAGAUUUUAACUCCCUAAGCCUCGAGGACAUCCUUCUACGGGUUGCGGGCAUCCUUGCGCACGGCGUCCUGGGCAGCGUGCAAGUCGUGGUCGACGCACUCCUCAACAUCCUCUCGACCCUCAGCAGCGCGGCCAUCGGUCUCCUCGACACCAAGAUCCACAUCCCCGUCAUCUCCGACAUACUCAACGAGAUCGGCGUCUGCGACAUAUCCAUCCUCGACCUGUUCACCUGGAUCGCAGCCGUGGGCUACACCGUCAGCUACAAGCUCGCGCACCACGAAGCGCCCUUCCCGGACAACAGCGAGGUGCGGGCUAUAAUAUCAGCAACCGGCUGGGCCAGCGUCGCGACCCUCUUCCACGGGCAGCAACCAUCCAAGGGUCCCUCCCUCCGCUCCCUCCCGCCGCUGUCCGAAGCGACCAAGAAAUCCACCUACACCAGCUGCCACGCGUACGCCGGCGCCAUCACGGUAAUCGGCAGCAUCGUCAGCGCGCUGGAAGCCGCGUCCGAGACCGGCGACAACAUCUUCUCUUUGCCCUCCACCGUGAUCGGCGUGACCUCCAGCGGUCUGCAAGGCGCCGCCAACUUCCUCGUACCUCGGGACCCCGUCCAGAACCCCGUCGUCAGCAUCGUCUCCGACGUCAUCUUAGGCGCCGGCCUCGUGUCGAAGCUCGUGUUCAGCGGGCCCGCGCAGAAGCAGUUCCAGGCGAAGGGGAGCAAGUUCCCGGGCCUCGCCGUGGCAGACGGGCGCGCGACGGGGGCCGUCGUCGGCGCCGUGCUCACGCUGCCCGCGCUCGUCGUCUCCGGGUGGCACUUGUACGAGCUGAGCCGGGAGCCCGAGGGGGCUGUGCGGGCGUCCGCUAUCGUGGGGGAGACGACGCGGUUGGCGGGGUUCAGCGCCACGUGCAUGUACGCGGGGGCCGUGAAUGACCCGGACCCGCUGAGCAAGCUGGCGUUCCUCGGCGGGCUGCUGGGGAGCAACGUCGCGGUUGCGGGGCUGCAGAUGGCGGAGGCGCUGAUAUAUUAGGGGGAGUGGCAUUGGAUAGGGGGAAUCUUGUAGUCAAUGUUCCAGGGUCAGCAGU